This is a messenger RNA of Rotaria sp. Silwood1, 651 nucleotides long. The record is from the annotation of a GenBank genome assembly. NCBI's taxonomy places the organism in Eukaryota, Metazoa, Rotifera, Eurotatoria, Philodinida, Philodinidae.
AUGUCAAUACCAUCGCCCACGGCUAAAGAAAUACUUAAUAUUAACUUUUCAAGCGGGAUAGCACAUAAUUUAAUGGUUCAAAUAGUAAUUAAAUUACAAUCAACUGCUUUAACUCAGUUAACUCAAAUUACAAAUCAAUUAACACGAACAUCAUCAAUAAUUGCAUCUGAUAAAUGUCAUAAUUUAUCUCGUACCUUGAAUUCAACAGCAAUUAGAACAACCUAUGAAGAUAUUCAAAUUAGUGCAACACAAAUCGCUCAAUGUAGUGCAUAUGUUUUAACUGCAAUCAAUGAUCCAUUACAACAACGAACAAUUAUCCUUAAUUCACAUUUAUCUUAUAUAGAUAUAUUUUUCGAUGAAUAUGAAUCAGAAGAUCAAAAUUUUUGUUAUCAAAAAGAGAUAGCAAAUAAAAUUAAAUCUCAAACAAUGGAAACAAUUUCAUUAUUAACAUCAGCAUUAAAUAUUCGUUUAAUUAUUGAUCAAAAUUUUACUUCAAUAAUGGAACCACUUGUUCCAUUUGGUAAUUCUGAAUCUAAAUCAAACACAAAUUUCUCAACAAUAAUAUCAUUUUCAAUACUUGAUCAAGAUAGAAAUGAAAUUCCUACUCAAACAGAUUAUAAUAAUAAUAAUAAUAAUCACCGAAUUGAAUAA